Molecule: messenger RNA, 1137 nt
Organism: Hansenula ciferrii
Lineage: Eukaryota; Fungi; Ascomycota; Saccharomycetes; Phaffomycetales; Wickerhamomycetaceae
Product: sterol desaturase family protein
Exons: 1
Coding region: 1-1137 (378 amino acids)
Biological process (GO): lipid biosynthetic process
Molecular function (GO): iron ion binding; oxidoreductase activity
Source: RefSeq, a predicted model, not a curated record
AUGGAUUUAGUACUGGAAGGCUUGGAUGCUUAUGUGUUUGAUUUUGCUUAUGCUAAACUGUUUCCAGCAUCUUUAUCUUCACAUAUACCUCAUGUUUUGCAGAAAUCGUUGGAUUUAGGAAACGAUACUUUUAAAGCAGUUUUAGCCCAUGAUCCAACUCAAGCUUUAAUCAAUGUCAAUCAGAAUUCGGCUUUAAAUCAUGUUUUGAGUGAAUUACAACAAAAUGAAGUUUAUGGUCAUUUCCCUGUCUGGUUUGAUACUUCUGUUUAUACAAAUGCUUCUUUAUUACCAAGAACCAAUUUAUUCAGACAAUCUAUAACUUUAUUCUUAGUAAUGUGGAUUUUUGGCCUUUUAUUAUACCUUGGUGUUGCAACUUUUAGUUAUAUCUUCAUUUUUGAUAAAGCAAUAUUCAAUCAUCCAAGAUAUUUAAAGAAUCAAAUGUCCUUAGAAAUUCAACAAGCCGUCAAUGCUAUUCCAAUGAUGGUUGCAUUAACCGUUCCAUGGUUUUUAAUUGAAUUACAAGGUUAUUCAAAAUUAUAUUGGGAUGUGAACACAGUCAGAGGUGGUUGGAUAUCAAUCGUGUUACAAUACCCAGCUUUUAUCAUGUUUACAGAUUUGUUCAUUUACUUGAUCCACAGGUGGUUACAUUGGCCAAAGGUUUACAAAUUGUUACAUAAACCUCAUCAUAAAUGGUUAGUUACAACACCAUAUGCUUCACAUGCUUUCCACCCAGUUGAUGGUUAUUUCCAAUCAUUGCCAUAUCAUGUUUAUCCUUUCAUUUUUCCUCUACAUAAAUUGAGUUACCUUUUAUUAUUCACAUUUGUUAAUUUCUGGACUGUUAUGAUUCACGAUGGUGAAUACAUGGCAAAUGACCCAGUCAUCAACGGUGCAGCUUGUCAUACUGUACACCAUUUGUAUUUCAACUAUAAUUAUGGACAAUUCACUACAUUAUGGGAUAGAAUUGGUAAAUCAUACAGAGAACCAGAUAGAGAAUUAUUUGACAAGAAUAAGAAAAAAUCAACAGACACUUGGAAAGACCAAGUGUCUAAAAUGGAAGCGAUCAAGGAUGUUGUUGAGGGUAGAGACGAUGAUAGAGUGUAUGGUACUGAAGAACAAUACGCAAAAAAACAAAACUAA